UUUGCUGUUGGUCGAGUUCACGUAGGGAUUAACUCAAUAUGCCGCCGUGUAACUGCUGGGGAGCAAUGCGUUGUGUAUAUUUUGAAGACAAGAAUAAUUUUAUCAGGUGGAUAUUCACAGAGAUUCUCGCCUGCAGUAUUAUCACGAUUUUUACUGUUGCUCGGCUCUCGCAAGGUGCAGAACUUAGAAAAGCAGAUAUACUCUUCUUCGCUUUCGCCAUUGGAGCGUGUAUGGUCGCCAUCCUCAUCACCAUUGCCUGUCGUCUAACUGUCCGGAGAUGUACCAUUAAGAGGAACCACGGAAGCUUGCAAGGUACCUGGUGUUGCUGUGAUAACAAUGUAAACAGUCGAGUUAAAUUUGUCAGCCAGAAAAUGGGUUCUGAUUGCGCAAUUUGUUUAGAGGAGCAAAACGUGAUGGUUAAGCCAGUCGUUGAAAUAACAUGCAGACACACGUACCACCAGUCUUGCAUCAGUAAAUACUUCGAGAUUGACAAGACAGCCAACUGUCCUCAAUGUCGACGACCUCUGGGACAAUUCUCAACUACAGAGAGAUUCGUCGCCUUUAUCCAGUCACUUCUUAAGAAGAAGACAAAAGAGAGAACACUCAAUGCUGAGGCAACAACAUGUCAAUCAUCAGAAAAGAAGAAUUCGCUAGAGACACCAUAUUUUCCAGAGUGUAGCGGCUACACUCGUCCUCCUCCAGAAGCAGUUGUUUGAUGACGUUAACUAGACAUACCCGAUGCUUAAGAACGUUUUACAGCGUUGAUGCUUUGGUGCAGAUUUUAAACUGGGAUGUUUUGUUGCCAUGGCGAGGGUUGAUUAUACCAGAAAAUACUUUGCUUUUAAUAGGAACACAAAAGAUCUUGUGUAUUCUAGCGACUACACAUUCGUAAAAUAAUUUACUGUUGAUAACGUUCCUCUUUUCUAAUCGUUUCAUUUACACAAUGCAUUUCAGAUUCAUGCUUUUCUUUAAUGAUUUUUUUAUAUGUUAAUACAAAACUCAAGUGGAUGUGGGUUGAACCUUUUUACGUUUUUCUUCUUAACUAAUUUAGAAGUUUCUUUUAAUGUCUGAAAUGAAACAAUAUGUACAAAAUUAUCUGGACAGAUGAACCAUGGUUAUUUAUCCUUUAUAUACAACACAAUGGGUUGUGCAAUACAUGUGUGUAUGGUUGAUCGGUCAAUGUUGGUGAAGUGGAGAUUUGCGCAUACUUUUAACUCGGAUUAUAUUUUUAUUUUGACUUUGCAAAGACAUUUGAUCACAAAGGCAGAGCACUCGAAAAGUGUAUUCAGACAGGGCAAAUUUAACAGGAGAUAAUACAUCAGUUACGUCGAUUGAUUUUCUCAAAUUAAGUGUACUGGCUAUAAAUAUAUUGAAAAACAUUUGUGAAAAUAAAUGUUCUCGAAAAUUAACAUAUCUGCAGUAUUUGAUCAUCAAGGAAACUGUGUCGUACAAAUGUGUUUAUCUGUGUUUAAAUUUGAUAUACGGACAAAAUUCUAUAUAUUCCGUGAUAAAGAGUUGUUCGUGUUUGGUGGUAUAACGUUGAUAUACAUAUCGAUUUGGUCCACAAACAAAGUUGACGUUUUGUCAAUUACUCUUGACCUUAAUCUGAACAUUCAUUGUGGGUAGGCUGGAAACAAAGCUAGCAAAUAGGCUAAAUAUAUGUCGUUCUCUUAAACCGGGUAUGCAUCGGUCAUUUUCAAGUGAUGUGUUGGAUUCUGAUAUCAUAAGACAAGUGUUUUGGUUCGAAUCCGUCAAUUCGACUAAAAAAAAAUUCUGUUUCAAUAAACGGAGACAGUAAGAUUGUUUUGAAAUGUAAAGGGCUAUUUUUAUCUCAUUUUAAAACUGGUGACAUCUUUGUUUUUAAAUCAGCAUGUAUUGCUGUUAGGUUUAGUUAGGUGAUAGUAAAUUAAAUUGAACACAAUUCGUUGGUUUGUUUAAAUAAACAAUGUCUUGAGUUUUUCUAGAGUUAAAUGUGUUCAUGAUUUAAAAGUGUACGGGUUUUUUUAAUUUGGAAAUAAGUUCAUGCUUUAAAGUUCAAAAUAUUUUUGUGUUCUGUGUAGGUGACAGAAAAAAUACUAAUAUCUCAUGUUUUUAAUUGUAUUGAUAAUUUGUUCCUUAUCGAGGUAGGAACAUUUAGGUUCCCUUCAGUUCUUUCGUUGGAGAAUUCUGUUUCCAACAUAUGUAUAACCUUAACAUCAAUUACAGAAGUAAACUCUCAAUACUCGAAUAAUCAUUUUAUUUAAAAAAAAAAUAAAAAAAAAUCAUAAUUUAUAUAUAUUUGAAAAAGUUAUUGAAUAUGAUAAGAAUGAGAAUGAAUCCGUUUCAAUUCUAUGUUAGCGCAGAUACGUAUAUCCUAUGGCUUUAUAUGUCUCUGGUUAGCUUUAAUUUUCUGAAUAAAAAUAUUUUCUCCUGCUAAGAUCUUAUUUUAAUGUUACGCAUGCCGGAGCAAGCAAGCAAACAUAAAAUAUGUUGAAAUGGAGUAUUUAUUAUUGCAUUAAAUGAAAGAGAACUGUCUCUUUAAAUAAAUGUCUAUUUAGUCUUAUUCUCAAGUUUUCCUGUCUAUUAAGAUGAAUAUGUAAGUGUAACAUCUCCACAUAAAGUUUAUAUCCAAUGUCCUGCUCCUGAAUAUUGUUAUACAUAUCUAUAUAACGGCGUGUCGGAUUGGAUUGUACAGCUCACAUGACGUGGAUAUAAAAAAAUGUUUCCCCGAUCAUGUUCCCCUUAUUCGGAUACUCUCUAGAGCAAAUGUGCAAGAGCCACCAAAACCGAAACCGACUGACUGUGGCAGACGGCAACAAUGGCACGUCAAACAGGCAAACCCUGAAACAUUCCAGGCCAUCUGCAUAGGAAAGAAAUCAAAAGAGCAAAUUUCAUCUUUCACUAUUGGAGAUCACCAAGUUACAUGUACAGAUAGCGUGACUUUGCUUGGGGUUGAAUUUGACAGUGAUCUAAAAUUUGAAAAUCAUAUAGCAAACUUAUGCAGGAAGGCUUCCAAACAACUAUGUAUACUCAAGAGAAUUGGAAAUCAUCUGACAAAAAAGGCAAAGUCACCAUUUUUAAAUCUUUUAUUUUAUCUAAUUUCAAUUUUUGUCCUCUUUCAUGGCAUUUUUGCAGUAUUAGAAAUACCAGAAAAAUCGAAAAGAUACAAGAAAGAGCUUUACGUUUUAUUGAUAAUGAUUAUAGCUCUUCUAUUAAAGAUCUUUUAGCUAGAAAUAAAUUAGAAUUUUUACAUAUAUGUAUGCUGAAAACCAUGGCCAAGGAAGUAUACAAGAUUUUAAAUAAUAUUGCUCCAGAAUUAUUAAAGAGUCUUAUCAACAAAAACCAAGUUUUAUAUAAUUUCAGGAAAGUUGAUCCUGUGACUAUACCAAGAGUAAAUUCUACCACAUAUGGUAAGAAAUCUUUUCGUUUUGAAGCCGCCCAGAUGUGGAAUAGCCUACCAAAUGAGAUUAGACAAGCAGAAAACUACAAGGUUUUCUGUAGGCUGUUGCACACCUGGGAAGGUGACCUCUGCCAGUGUUCUAUAUGUUCGUGACUUUCAUAUAUGUUCGUGACUUUCAUAUAUGUUCGUGACUUUCAUCUUAUUGAUCCCCCAUUUCUUUUUGAGACUUUUGCUUUUAUUUUGCUUUUUACAUUAUCUGAGUAUUUUAUUCCAUCAUUUUUCAAUAUAAAGUACCGUAGUAACCAUCUGUGAUAUAUUUGAAAUAUGUGCUUGCUAAAUCUGAUAUGUUUUUAUUUGUUUUAUGCUUAUGAUUUAUGCUUAUGUUAUAAUUAGUACUGUUCCUGCUUUUAACCUGCAUGUGCUAUCAUCAAACUGUUUUCUGAAUAUUUUAGUAGUUCAGUGUAUAUAGUUUUGCUGCAAAAUCCUACCUUUUCUACUAGCAUGCCUUUUACCUUGUUAUUUCUCUGUUUUUAUACUUAUUUGUCGUAAAAAUAGCUCCCCAGAGCUAAUGUUCAAUGUUAUGCCAUAUACGACACUAAAUAAAGCUUCUUGUAUCUUG
Molecule: messenger RNA, 3998 nt
Organism: Mizuhopecten yessoensis (Yesso scallop)
Lineage: Eukaryota; Metazoa; Mollusca; Bivalvia; Pectinida; Pectinidae
Exons: 6
Coding region: 39-716 (225 amino acids)
Source: RefSeq, a predicted model, not a curated record